Messenger RNA from Periophthalmus magnuspinnatus, 721 nucleotides. Its product is annotated as C-reactive protein-like. Lineage: Eukaryota; Metazoa; Chordata; Actinopteri; Gobiiformes; Gobiidae. Bases 36 to 707 code for a protein of 223 amino acids. The transcript has 4 exons. The record is from RefSeq and is a predicted model, not a curated record.
GAUCAACCAGGACUACACAUCGGACUGGAGUCAAAAUGAGGCUGUCUGCUGUGCUCCUGUUCUGUGCUGCAUCUCUGACUCUGGCUGGGGGCGUCAGUGUGCGGUCCCUGCUCUUCAGCUCUGAAUCUGCCUCAAACUUCGUGACUGUUCAGCCCCAGAAGCCUCUGGACUUGAGCGCGUUUACAUUGUGUCUGCGUCUCGCCACAGAACUGAAGACGGAGCAGAGAGAGAUCAUUCUGUUUGCCUACAGGACCAAGUACUACGACGAGCUCAACCUGUGGAGGGAGCUGGACGGGAGAAUCGGCCUGUACCUGAGCGGAGAUGGCGUGUUCUUCCAGAUGCCUCCACUGGGCUCCCUGCAGACGCACCUGUGCAUUACUUGGGAUUCUCUCACUGGAGCUACAUCGGUUUUCAUGGACGGCAAGAAAAGUCUGACUAAAAUCUACCAGAAACGACACAAUGUUCGCAGCGGAGGUCAAAUCAUCAUCGGCCAGGACCCAGACGAGUACCUUGGAGGAUUUGAUGCCAAUCAAAGUUUUGUGGGUGAAAUAUCAGACAUUAACUUGUGGAGCAAUGUGCUUCCAGACACUGUUAUAAAGGCAAUGGCCGACAAUGGCAACACAGUCCAAACUGGAGAUGUUAUAGACUGGAGUGUGGCUAAUUUAGAGGUUACUGGACAGGUUAAUGUUGUCAAUAGAGAUAUGUAAUGCUAUGCUAAUGC